AUGAAUCGUAGUCAAAAAUUUGCAAGGUUACUUCAGAUCUUGGGACAAUGUUCUGAAAGUAUUGUUUAUCAUGAUGAAAUUGCUUCUGUCGUGCAACGAAUUCGACAGAUUGAAUCAAUUAUGGCACCAAUUCAGUUCCAUCCGAAUCAAGUUUUCGAUGAAACCAAACACAUUGUAGAUCCAAUUGCUAAAAAAUAUCUUGAGAAAGCGACUAAUGAUGUACUUCAUCUUAUUCCGGUCAAAGUUGCUGAUGACGGAAACUGUUUAUACCAUUCAAUUCUUCUAUUAAUGAAUAAUCCAACGGUGACGACGGAUGAAUUGCGCGUUCGAACAAUUAUCGAACUUAUGACAAAUGAAGCUUAUUAUGAUAGCAUGUAUUCACAAUUCAUCGGAUCUGUUGCAUUUAUUAUCAAGGCUAUGUGCAAAAAUAAUACAUUUUCAGAAUUGUAUGAAAUUAGUGCAUUAUGCAAUGUACUUAAAUGUAAUAUACGAAGUAUCUAUCCGAAAAUUGAUUUUCGAGAAGAUAUGGCAAUUAUGAAUAACGUCUUUACGCCUGCUCCACCUGUCAUUGCCAACUGUAACAUCGCAAUUUUGUGGUCUCAUGUCCGGAACGAAACAGAUGCACGAGCUGCAAAUAAUGGCGCAUGGAGUUCCAAUCAUUUUGUUCCUCUUCUAUCAUCAGCAAUGCAUUACACAUCUGAACAUGGAAAUAAAUCACCAACGUUUGCCACUCCUGAAAAGAAAACGUUUAAGAAUAAUACUCCUACUCGAAUACGAAAUCCUGAAUUUGAAUGUUCUCCCAGCAGCCGUCGACGUAUCGAUAGUGUGGAAAUAUAUUCCACUCAAUCAAUCAGUUCAAGUGUACUACAACAUAGUCAAAGCGGCAUAGAAGAACAACGUCAAUUGCGACUUGAUGCACAAAGUGAACGAGCUCGGUCUAGCCGAAUGAACGAAACAGCUGAACACCAUCAAAUUCGGCUUGAAAAGCAAAAACGUCGAGAUCAAUCUCGUCGAUCAAAUGAAACAGAAGAACACCGUCAACUUCGCCUUGAAAAGCAAAAAACACGAAAUCAAUUGAAUACAGCAGAGCAACGUCAGAUUCGACUUGAAAAACAGAAAACACGAGAUCAAUUUCGUCGAUCAAAUGAAACAGAACAACAACGUCAAAUUCGACUUGAGAAGCAACGGAAACGAAGCGAAGCAAGCAGAGCGAAGAAGAAACUUGAAAAACAUACAUUUGACAACAUUGACAUUCAUCGACAAAAUAUCGAAAUGCAAUUUAGUGGAGCGGAAGAAGAAGCAUCAUUGGAUAAUAGCAGCACAAAUGAAAACAUCAUAAAGAAAAAGAACGACUCAAAUUAUUCCUCUUGGCCUGAAUCGAUUCCUCGUGAAUUAAAAGAGGCUCGAUUACAACAGUUUCUUCAACAUAUGUCCAUGUCAGUACUAGCUGAAGCUACUUGUGCAAUUUGCAACGUUCGUACUCCAAUGCAGCAGUCAAAAAAAGUGCCACUCUCAAAAAUUCCUAAUAUUCAUUUACUUAAAGUUUCUAACGAGCUCAAAAAUUUAAUUACUAAUGGUUCAUCAUCGUUAUCACAACAUUUAGAUGGUAACAGCACAGCGAUUCUUCAAAAUAUUCAAAUUCCUUCAACUUUCGAUUCUUCAUCAUUUCAUUAUGAUAAUGGUGUUAUCUUAUAUACCAAUGGAUUAUUUCAACAAAACAAGGUGAACAUGUGCACCCUUUGCCAAAAAUGUCACAGUUCUCUAUCGAAGAAACAAAUUCCUAAAUUCUCAGCUGCCAACAAUAUAUGGUUAGGUGACGCACCUUCUGAAUUACGAGGAUUGACAAUUCUAGAAGAAAAAUUGAUAUCACUCUAUCGUCACAAUAGCUGUAUCAUAAAACUUCAUUCGCCUUUCCAUUCAACUACAAGUGCUCAAACAGCAUUGAAAGGCAACUGUAUUACUUUUCUUCAAGAUGUACCGAACAUUGUUAAUAGUUUACCACUUACACUUGACGAGCUGUGUGGUACACUUAAGGUAAUUUUCGUCGGAGCUCAUCCUUCUGAACGCAUUCAACUUAAAAAAGUGCUCAUAGUACGCAAGAAGAAAAUUAUCGAAGCAUUACAUUGGCUGAAGAAACACAACAUACUUUAUCAAAAUGUUGAUAUAAAUCUGAAGAAUAUUGCUCAAUUACCUGAAGACGAUGUACCAGAAUGUAUUAUGUCAACGAUGGAACAGAAGAUAGGUGAUGAAGAAAUUCAAUCUGAAAGAAUUGGAUAUAUUCCAGAUCCAUUAUCUGACCCAAUAGAACGUACUAGUACAGAUAGUAUUCCUAUUAGUAACAGUGGUGUUCUCGAUGUCAAUGGCUCAUCAGUGUCUUCAGAUGAAAUUACUAAUUAUCUUUUGCACAAAAUUAAAAAUGACGGAACAAAGGAACAGAUGGACACCGAAAAUGUUUAUUUGAUUCCUCAUUCUUCGAAGUCUGUUAAUGAAUAUUUUAAUCCAAAACUACUCGUAGGUCUGUAUCCAGCCUUAUUCUGUUAUGGACGUGGAGCACCUGAAGAUCAAUCUCGUCCAGUUAAAGUAAAUUUACGAGAACACAUACGUUAUCUGUUAUCGUAUAAUGAUCGACGUUUUGAAACAAACCACAGUUUUAUAUUUGUCGUCUUCAACCUAUUACAACGACGUGAUGCUUGUUUUCAUGCUCAGCUGAUCGCAACAAAACCUUACUUUCGGGCAUCUGCUGAUGAAAUUCAAUCCUUGAAAAGUAAAGAUAUUGAAAUGGCGCUCGAUAACAUUUCCAAAAAAACAUACAGUUCAGAAUCCAACAGUGCAUUAAAUAAAUUAUUGCAUCAUAUUAAAACCAUCGGUGGCCGAGUUAUGGGUUCAGCAUAUUCACGUACGGCAUUACGUACACGUAUUCAUGCAUUAAUCUAUAAUCAAGGUCUGCCCAGUAUAUUUCUUACUAUAAAUCCAGCCGACAUUCACAGUCCUGUGGCAUUAUAUUUUGCGGGAGUCAAGUUGGAUUUAGAUAACAUUCAAAUAUCGCAACUGAUGACUACUUACAAAAGAGCCGAAAUUAUAGCUUCUCAUCCUGUUGCUACCGCAAAAUUUUUUCAUCUAUUAAUUUCAAAUAUCUUAAAUACUAUGAUUAGUGGUGGUGUUCUUGGACCAAUAAAAGCUUAUUUUGGUACUGUUGAAAGUCAAGGACGAGGUUCGCUUCAUUUGCAUCUUCUUAUUUG
Rotaria sp. Silwood2 is the source of this 3239-nucleotide messenger RNA. The record is from the annotation of a GenBank genome assembly. NCBI's taxonomy places the organism in Eukaryota, Metazoa, Rotifera, Eurotatoria, Philodinida, Philodinidae.